Ylistrum balloti is the source of this 2006-nucleotide messenger RNA. RefSeq names its product proteasome assembly chaperone 2-like. Bases 60 to 908 code for a protein of 282 amino acids. The record is from RefSeq and is a predicted model, not a curated record. Gene Ontology annotation, cellular component: nucleus; cytosol. The transcript is spliced from 7 exons. NCBI's taxonomy places the organism in Eukaryota, Metazoa, Mollusca, Bivalvia, Pectinida, Pectinidae. Gene Ontology annotation, biological process: proteasome assembly.
AUGCUUUUGUUUACAUGAAGUACUGAUGUUGAUUUAAAUAGCAUUCUUAAAAUUUGACCAUGUUUAUACAAUCGGAUCCAAAAAGAAAAUUAAGGGAAUGGGGAGACUACACCCUGAUCAUGCCAGCAGUGUCGGUAGGAAAUGUUGGACAGCUUGCUGUGGACCUGCUUAUCUCGACACUAUGGAUGGAACGAGUGGGUCAUAUCCACCAUGAAAGCAUCCUCCCUCUGGUUGGCAAUGAUCCAUUUGCUCAUGAAGACUUCAGUGACUGUAAACUUGUAACUAGCUGUGAUGUGUAUGAGAGCAUUGAACACAAAGUAGUGGUUAUACAGCAGAGGGCUCCAUUUGUCAGGGGGAAAAUGGCAAUGUUUAGAAAAUGGUUGAAAGAAUGGGUCACCAGCAUGUCCUUUACAAGGCUGGUUAUCCUGACAAGCAGUCGCAGUGAGGAAAGACUAGAUGUACAGCUGCAGGGAGACCAACUUCGUUUCCUUGCCUCCCAGUCCAUGGAGGACUCCUCAACGUGCCAAAGGCUGCGUGCUGCUCCACUUAAUUGGCUGGAUCUAGAACGCAGGCACACAUUUCCAGCUCCAACCCCAGAAGAGCUUCAAAAUGGACAGAAACAACCAGAUUAUAUAUACAUACCAGGAGGUGGAAUAGCCAAGUCUUUACUGGAGGAAUGUGGGAAGGAGAUGCCAGUUUUGGUUUUGAUGCUGUUCUGUUCAGAAGGAGACAAUGCUCAGGAUGCUAUUUAUCUGGCGUCUCGACUAAACAUGUGGCUCGAUCUCGUGGACAUGAAGCCAAAGAAAAAUGAAGAUGGAAAAAUAAUUAAACCACUUCCAGGAUGGAAAAUUCCUUUGUCGUGGCGGCAUUUAUUUGGUGCUCGGGUAGAUCAGACAUUAUACCACUGACACAGCCUGAUUGGGACAUAUAAAGAUGCCGUUAUGUUGUAUGGAAAUACUGAUAUCACAUUCACUGCCUUGUGUGAGUUUCCUUGCUGGACAGGCUGUCACAAACAGACAAUAUCACACAUAAGAGAGAAUUUCACAUAUGUGAUAAACUUGUGUAAGUUUCUACAGGAUAUUUGUGAUAGGUGUAUAUGUGACUGGAUAUUUGUGAGAUUGUUUUAUCUCAGUUUCAUUCUAAUAUUCUCAUGAACUGACAUGGAAUUUACUUGACUAUGAAAUUUUAGUGAUUUAUCAACAAUGGGACAUUUUUAUGGAAAAAAAAAGAAGAAUUUCCAAACAUUUUGAACAUUAUGUAGAUAAGUUGUCCUGCUGGUUGUUAUACAAGUAUAGCCACCAUCUUUCGACCCUGAAACAAAAAUUCAAUACAAUGUUGAAAGGCAUUUGUUGUUGAAGUAACAAAUAAGAAAUAUUGUUUGACAGGAAAUUGAUAGAAUUUCUGUCUACACAUUUGUGCUUAUUUUAAGCAAUAUAAGUUGAUUGUGGCAGCUUUCAAAUGAACCAAUAUGAAAACAAUGAUUCAUCAUUGAUUGCGGCCAUAACUUACCUUUCAAAUGAAGCAAUAUUUCAAAUCAAGUGAUUGUGUAUUAAAAAAUUCAUAAAUAUAAAAACAGGGGCUUUGUAUAAUUUCAAAUGAAAAAAUUGAUAUAUAUAAAAACAGGAGUUCUGUUUCAUUUCAAAUGAAGCAGUAUUUCAAUAUAUCCAAGUUUAAAUUAAGUGGGGUGAACUUAGGUAUUAAAGGUGUAUUUACGUAAUUAUUGGAAAUUGAAUGGUUAUCUCAAAUCUCAAUCCAACCAACAAUCCUCAAGUUGUUUGAUAGAUAUAAUUUAUCAGUACUUUUACUUAGAAUGGUAAAAUAGAAUUAAUAACACAAAUAAAUAUGUCUUAAAACACUUAACACUGAAAUUUGUAGCCAAUAAUACACUUAACACUGAAAUUUGUAGCCAACAAAAUCUCUUUGGAAUGGUAUCAUUUUAUUGUUGUGUGCACUUGUGUUAUAAAAAUUGCCAUGUUGUGUUGUAUUCAAAUGUGCACGAAGUUGAA